Molecule: messenger RNA, 692 nt
Organism: Cylicostephanus goldi
Lineage: Eukaryota; Metazoa; Nematoda; Chromadorea; Rhabditida; Strongylidae
Source: the annotation of a GenBank genome assembly
AUGCGCACUUCUGCUGUCAGAAGUGCUGUCGAUCCAAAUGCUGCUGGCGAUUGGACAAAAUUUGGUAAAGGAGACGUGGUCAGGAAGAUGAUGCAGGCCAUGGGCUACAAAGAGGGCGAGGGUCUCGGAGUUUCGGGACAGGGAAUUGUUGAACCAGUCCAGGCCACGGUUCGUAAAGGACGUGGUGCCGUGGGAGCCUACGGAAAAGAAGCAAUAGGGCCAAGAUUUGGCGAAACGGCUGCCGAAGCUCAGCGUCGAGAAGCUAGCGAGCGUGAGUCGGGCAGAAUAGUAGAAGAACAACCAUCAACUCCACAAUUGAAAAAUGCGUGGAAGAAAGCGGCAAAGGUAAAAACUCGCUACAAGACGCUGGAUGAGGUCAUAGAAGAAGGAGGUUCUAUCGGAUUCCGUUCUGCGGUGCAAACCGGAGUGAAAGUCAUUGAUAUGACUGGUCCAGAGCAACGAGUGUAUAGUGGAUAUGAUUCCUUCUCUAUGAAGGGCAGGUACGUUUCACGAUUUGCUGUAUUCGUUCGAAAAUGGAUAAGCUGCAGGCCUUCGUUCAACGAUAUCAGCGAUCGCGAAAAUUUCGAUGUGCCUGAACUUAUGCAUAAUCUGAACUUGCUUGUCGAUCUGACAGAGGAGAGCAUCCGAAGAAAUGAUCACCAGUUGAAAACGAUCAAGGUAAGUGUUUGACU